Molecule: messenger RNA, 2622 nt
Organism: Pyricularia pennisetigena
Lineage: Eukaryota; Fungi; Ascomycota; Sordariomycetes; Magnaporthales; Pyriculariaceae
Exons: 9
Coding region: 1-2622 (873 amino acids)
Biological process (GO): cell motility; phosphatidic acid biosynthetic process; intracellular signal transduction
Molecular function (GO): D-type glycerophospholipase activity
Source: RefSeq, a predicted model, not a curated record
AUGCAUAAAUUCCUACAGAAGCUCGAGGAUAAAGUCGACGAGCUGCUGGGCCAGGAGCCAGAGGAGCACUCCCACACUAAUGAGGGAACAUGUGAUAACUCUCAUCCUGUGGAACACACCAACAAUCGUUAUCACUCGUUCAGCCCUCAGACAUCUGGAACCCCCAAGUGGUACGUUGACGGCGCGUCGUAUUUCUGGGCCGUCUCUCAUGCCCUUGAAGAGGCAAGAGAAAGUAUCUACAUCCUAGACUGGUGGUUGAGUCCCGAGCUCUACUUGCGUCGGCCCCCUGCCCGCAAUGAGCAGUAUCGCCUAGACCGUAUGCUUCAAGCUGCGGCCGAACGGGGCGUGCAAAUAAGGAUUGUCGUUUACAAGGAAGUGCCCCAGGCAUUGACAUUGAACUCGGCACACACCAAACAUUGGCUUGAAGGACUACAUCCCAACAUUAAAGUUUUCCGUCAUCCUGACCACACCCCAAAUGCCAACGACGUCCGCGUUGAGCUUGCAGACUCGUUCCAGAACAUUUCUUUGGGUUCAUUUAAGCUUUCUACCUUACCUCUUGACACACUCAAGAGUCUGUAUGGCACAGCAGAUGACAUUGUCCUUUACUGGGCACACCAUGAAAAGCUUCUGAUUGUGGAUAAUCAUGUUGCGUUCAUGGGAGGGCUGGAUAUGUGCUUCGGCAGAUAUGAUACCAAUAGCCACCCCAUCGCCGACGUUCACCCCGGAGAUCUAGAGAAGAUUGUCUUCCCCGGACAAGACUACAACAACGCCAGAGUCUAUGAUUUUGAAAAUGUAGACAGAUGGGAGAACAACAAACUGGAUCGCACCAAAAACUCGAGGAUGGGCUGGUCCGAUAUUUCCAUCAGUUUGAGCGGCAACAUUGUUGGCAGUCUCCUUAUUCAUUUUGCCGAGCGCUGGAACUAUCUCUACGAAAAGAAGUACAGGACUAGAACUGAUCGUGACUACAAACCCAUUGAUGUACCUGGGACGCACGCGCCUCCGGCACCAGGUCUUUUGCCCGAGGGCGAGCAUUACUUUGGUGGUCUCCAACGCCACUUCCACCGUCACCUUGACCGUUACCUACAGGGCCAAGAUGCCGCGCAGGAGCAGCACAAUCGGAGCGCCGGCGAAGGUCGGGAUGCCGGUAAUGGCAGUGAAGCCCAUAUACAGCUUACUAGGAGGCAAGUGUUAUUCCGUGUCAACGUCUACUACGCCACGCAGUGGAGCUCGGGGAAAGCGACAGAGCACUCGAUAGCUAACGCCUACAUCGACGCCAUCACCAACGCCCAGCAUUUUGUGUACAUCGAGAACCAGUUCUUCAUCACGGCCACGGGUAACCACCAGCGACCGGUGGAGAACCAGCUUGGUGCAGCGAUUGUCAAUCGUAUAGUGCGGGCCCAUCAGAACAACGAGGUGUUCCACAUCUUCGUCUUGAUGCCAGCGGUUCCUGCCUUCGCCGGCGAUCUUAAGUCAGACGGUGCCCUGGGGACUCGUGCAAUCAUGGAGUAUCAAUACAACAGCAUCUCCCGGGGUGGACACAGUAUCAUGGAGGUAGCACGGCAGCAAGGCGUUGACGAUCCCGGCCGCUAUAUAUCGUUCUACAACCUGCGGAACUAUGACCGUAUCAACACAAGCGAAACGAUGCAAAGGGCGGAAUCGGAGAGUGGCGUCCAAUACGAAGAUGCUCGCCGGGAAUUUGACGAUAAUGCCGAGAGGCAUCACGAUAUGCGUGAACAGAACGAGGGACGCUACGGUGAACAGUACCGUCGAUACCAGGAUGCUGCUUCAAAGACGGAGGAUCGCAGCUGGGACACCAUAAGCGCCUGCUACAUGGACGGCGGUCCGCAAAUUCACAGCGUCCCCUGGCAUGGUAGUCCUGAAUCUGAAAUGGACGCCUUUGUCUCGGAGGAGCUUUACAUCCACUCCAAGGUUCUCAUUGCUGAUGACCGUCUCGUCAUAUGCGGGUCUGCCAAUCUCAACGAUCGGUCACAGCUCGGUAACCACGACUCGGAAAUCGCCGUUGUCAUCGAGGAUCCCACACCUGUGCGUUCCCGCAUGAACGAUCAGGAAUUUAUAGCCUCUCGAUUUGCCACCUCACUGCGCCGUCAGCUCUUCCGCAAACACCUAGGUCUUCUUCCCGACCAAAAGUGCGACCGACCCGAUGCCAACUGGACCCCGGUGACCAGGGACCCCAACCAGUACGAUUGGGACUCGCCGGCCGACGUCCUGGUGCAGGACCCAGUGAGCACGCGAUUCCUGGAGCUUUGGCGCAACACAGCACGCACCAAUACCGAGGUAUUCAGCAAGGCAUUCCACAAUGUUCCCAACAACGCCGUGCGAAACUGGGACGAAUACGACAACUUCUUCUCGCGGCACUUCAUCAUCCCUGGCGCCGAGGCCAAGGAGGGAGACGAGCAUCACGACGAGGACAACUCGGGCAAGGUCAAUUACGGCCACGUCGUGCGGGACGAGUUCCCUGGUGGUGUGGCGGAGCUCAAGGAUUGGCUCUCCCGCAUCAGGGGCUCACUGGUCGAGAUGCCACUGGAUUUUCUUGUCGAUGUUCCCGAAAUGGCCAAGCAGGGUCUAUCUCUGAAUGCGUUUACAGACGAGCUGUACACCUAA